Molecule: messenger RNA, 2769 nt
Organism: Cuscuta europaea
Lineage: Eukaryota; Viridiplantae; Streptophyta; Magnoliopsida; Solanales; Convolvulaceae
Source: the annotation of a GenBank genome assembly
ACACAGUGACGGAUUCGUUUAGAGGACGUGUGCGCGUUUUCUUAAUCUCCUUCCGAGUUUUGCUCAAGGAAAUGGUUUGCGACUCUUUUUCCGGGACUAUUGUUCGAUUCGUGAAUCGCAAGAUAUGAAUUUGGGAUUUGAAAUGAAGAAAUUUACAGAAGAAGAAUUGUUACAACACAUUUGAUUGGAUGAUCGGAUCAUAAAGCUAUGACUUUUCUCAGUUCUCAGUCAAGUAUUGCUGUUUAGAUUUUGUUUUACUGUGAGCGAAGAUGGCAAAGAAGGGCAAGGCAAGGCAAUACACCUAUAGAAGGAGGGCCAGAUCUGAUCAUAAAUAUGAUGAUGAACAAUCAGAUGAGGAUUACUGUGUCAGUGAAAAUGAGCUGUUUGAUUGUUCAGAAGAUGAAUCAUUUUCAUUAGUUGGGGAUACAUCUGGAGUCAGUUUGGGUGUGUGUGAAGAUAGUGAAGAAGAUGAGAUUAUGAAUGUCAAGCAGAAAAAAAUUGUUAAAAAGAAUGAUUCCCCACCGAAAGCACAGAAUAGACAGAAAAGCAUUAUAAAACAAAGAAAAAGGAAAAGAGUUAUGUACAAAGAAGAUGAUGAGAUCAGUGAUGACAGCGAUGAUGAUGGUGAUUAUGAGGAGGAAGAUGAGGCAGAGGAGGAAGAGGAAUUUAUCCCGAAUGAGAUCAAUGGUGUUGUAAAACGAAAAACAAGGGAUAAGUUUAUUUACAGAGAUGACGAUGAUGACGUGGACUUUACUCCAGAUGAGAUUGAUUCUACAGAAGAAGAAGAAGAAGAAGAAGAAGAAGAAAACUUGCCGAUGAUGAGGGGGAAUAAGAAAAUGGUAAAGCGGCGAUUGACAAAUAGCAAUAGAAAAAGGGUGCAGGGAAAGAGUAUCUCGAAAGUCUCAAAGAAAACAAGGAAGAAAACCUCUAAAGUUUCUAAGCAGAUCAAAAGGAAGGGAGCAAGAAAAACAUGCAGGAAAAAUUAUUCACAGGAGAAAAGGGAAAGAAGAUUAAUUAUAGAUUCUGAUUCAGACUUUGUGAGUUGUGCAUCAUCAGACCAUGAGUAUAUUAUCUCUGAAGAAGAGAGUGAACAAAUUAGAGAAGCUAAUAAAUUGUGUAGAGGUUUGAGGGAUAGAUCAAGGAUUCCAGGUUGUUCAACUGAUGCACGUUUGAGGGAUAGAUCAAGGAUUCCAGGUUGUUCAACUGAUGCACGUUUGAGGGAUAGAUCAAGGAUUCUAGGUUGUUCAACUGAUGCACCAAAAGGAAAAGCCAGUCAGCAUCAGAAGAAGCGAUCACUAAGAAAGGGAAAGGAGAAGGUAGCAGUGGUUGAGGAGUUGAAGAAGAGUGAAAGAGGAAAGCAGGUUUGUGGGAUUUGUUUUUCUGAAGAAGAGAAAAAGACAAUCAAUGGCAUGUUAAAUUGCUGCAGCCACUACUUCUGUUUUGCUUGCAUCAUGGAGUGGUCAAAGGUUGAGUCUCGUUGCCCCCUUUGCAAGCAAAGAUUUGUAACCAUCACUAAGGAUGCAAAGUCACCAUCACUAAGGACUGUGGUGAUUCAUGUUCCGGAACGUGAUCAAGUUUAUGUGCCAUCUGAAGAAGAGCUUAGGGGUUAUCUUGAUCCAUAUGAAAACGUAAUUUGCACUGAAUGUCAACAAGGUGGGGAUGAUGCUCAUAUGCUACUCUGCGAUAUAUGUGAUUCACCUGCACAUACUUAUUGCGUCGGCCUUGGAAGUGAAGUCCCUGAAGGUGAUUGGUACUGUGAAGCCUGUAGACUAGCAUCUCCUCGCUUCCAAAUUCCAGAAAAUUCACUUCCAACAGGUGAUGACUAUUAUGGCAGACUGCCUUCUAUAGCCACCAGCAGAAGGGAGAGUUGUGAGCUGGACGAGAUGUAUGUACCUGAGACUCCAUUAACACAACAAACAUUCAACACUUCAUCUCCUAGAGAUAGUCAGCCUGGUUCUUCUUCAGCUUCAGGAUCUGUGGCUUCAACAGUUUCAGCCAGGAGAAGAAUACACCAUCGGAUAAGCCGAUUUAUUAGUAAUAACAGGAUGAGAUGGGAACAGAAUGGAGAUGUUACUACUGGUGGUUAAGUGUACUUAUAGUGGGGAUUCUUGGAAGUUGGAUUUUGAGACGCAUUGCCUUUUAACUGGUAAUGCUUCAGAUAAUAAAAGUAUGGUAUAAGGGUCGGCCUCGAACUUACAAAAAAAAAUGUCAAAUAAGGUCAUAUAUAGGAUGCUCUGUACGUCCGACGCCAUUUGGGGUGAUUCCUGGUUAAAUUUUUCGAUGAAAUUUUUUGAGUAUCUUAUUAUUCAUUAAGUCUAGUUUACUCAUAUCAAAUUUAAACUAAAAAUUCAAUCGGAAAAGCAUUCAAAUGAAUUCUUGAAAAUAAUUGUGCAGUUAAAAGUGCAGUUAUCUUCAAGAAUUUAUUUGAAUGCCCUCGAAUGAUUUUUAGUUCAAAUUUGGUAUGACUAAACUAGACUUAAUGAAUAAGAUUCUAAAAAAAAAUCAUCAAAAAAUUCCAUCGGGAACCGCCCCAAAUGGCGUCGGCCGGACAGAGCAUCUUAUAUAAGACCUUAUUUGACAUUUUUUUGUAAGUUCGAGACCCUAUCUGAUCCUUAUCCCUAAAAGUAUUGAAACUUAAUGUCGAAAAGGGUGGGUGGGGAUACAGAUUGAACCAUUGUAAGUGAUACAUUUUUUGAUGAUAACCAUGUCAUUUUGUUGUGUUGAACCUUUGUUAAACGACAUAAGUAGUGGUAGUUUGUUCAAUUGUUG